Vombatus ursinus (common wombat) is the source of this 3604-nucleotide messenger RNA. RefSeq names its product zinc finger protein 658B-like. The transcript is spliced from 7 exons. Gene Ontology annotation, molecular function: DNA-binding transcription factor activity, RNA polymerase II-specific; RNA polymerase II cis-regulatory region sequence-specific DNA binding. The coding region runs from base 276 to 3194 and encodes 972 amino acids. NCBI's taxonomy places the organism in Eukaryota, Metazoa, Chordata, Mammalia, Diprotodontia, Vombatidae. The record is from RefSeq and is a predicted model, not a curated record. Gene Ontology annotation, biological process: regulation of transcription by RNA polymerase II.
UAGGUCCUGCCUUGGAAGCUUUGCUGCGGGCUGUGCAGUGCAAUCUGCCAGGUCCCCCAAGGAGGGAGUGCGCAUGUGCCACACUCACCCUGCCUGAGUCCAGGUGAGAUUGUGGCAUCGCCCAGGGGAGAUUCGCUAGCCGCUGCCUUUCCCCAAGCUGGAGCAUGGAGGAGGAAGAGGAGGAAGAAAUCACCUCUGAGCUGCUGACAGCCAGGCCCCAGGUCUGCUGGAUUUCAUGUUGUCCAUAAGGGUGCCGUCAUCCAUUCCAAGCACCAAUGGAAUUGGUGACAUUCCAAGAUGUGGCCGUGGACUUCACCCAAGGGGAGUGGAGAAGGCUGGGCCCUGCUCAGAGGGCCCUGUACAGGGAGGUGAUGCUGGAGAACUUUGAGAACCUCGUCUCCCUGGGACUUCCAGUUUUGAAACCAGAUGUGAUCUCCCGUUUGGAGAAAGGAGAAGCACCAUGGAUUCCCAAGGGAGAAAUUCUAAGAGAACCUGGCCCAGGCUCCCUUCUUCAGAAAAGGCGGCGUAUCCCUGAGGACCAAUCUCUGAGUCAGGGCAUUUGCAUGAAAGCAUCCUCUAAGGAAAGACUGCAAAAGAGGAUUCACACUGGCAAGAAAUGCUGUAAAGUCAGCAAAUUUGGGGAAGCCUUCAGCCACAAUGCACCCCUUAUGCGUUGUGAGAGAAUUACUACUGGUGAUAACUCAAAAGAAUGUGGAAAAGCCAUUAGACAGUUGAGAAGCCUUGAUGAUCAUCAGAGAAUUCAGGCUAAAAAUAAACUACAUCUUUCUAAUGAUUUUAGGAAAACUCUUACUAUACACCAGAGAGUUCAGGUUGAUGAGAAACCCUUUGAUUAUAAUGAAUGUGGCAAAGACUUUGAAAGGAGAUGUAAACUAAAUGACCAUCAGAGAAUUCAUACUGGAGAUAAACCCUUUGAGUGCAAUGAAUGUGGGAAAAACUUUAGCCUAAGAUCAUCACUUAUUUUACAUUGGAGAAUUCACAGUGGAAAGAAACUCUUUGAAUGUAAUGUAUGUAGGAAAGGCUUCCAUUACAAAUCUUACCUUAUCCUACAUCAGAGAAUUCAUACACGAGACAAACCCUUUGAGUGUAAUGAAUGUGGAAAAACCUUCAGAUGGAAGAGUCAACUUGAUAAGCACAAGAGGAUUCAUGUUGGAGAAAAUCAUUUGGAAUCUGAGAACUGUGAAAAAGAAUUCAUAAGCCAAAGGGGAAAUGUUGCUGAAGAUGAAAUAAUUCGUACCGUAGAGAAACCCUUUAAGUGUAACGAAUGUGGCAAAGCCUUUCAAUGGAAAUGUAAACUUAAUGAGCAUCAGAGAAUCCAUAGUGGAGAGAAACCCUUUGGAUGUAAUGAAUGUGGAAAAAACUUCCGCCUGCGAUCAUCACUUAUUUUACAUCAGAGCAUUCAUAGUGGAGAGAAACCCUUUGGGUGCAGUGAAUGUGGAAAAGCUUUCCACAACAAAUCUCAGCUUACAGUACAUCAGAGACUUCAUACUGGAGAGAAAACUUUUGAGUGUAAUGAAUGUGGGAAAAUCUUCUACAACAAAUAUCACUAUACUCAACACCAGAGAAUUCACACUGGUGAGAAGCCCUUUGAGUGUAUUGCCUGUGGGAAAAAAUUCAGCUUAAGGUCAUCACUUAUCAAGCAUCAGAGAAUUCAUACUGGAGAGAAGCCUUUUGAAUGUAUUGAGUGUGGGAAGAAUUUUAGUGAGAAAUCAUCACUUAUUAAACAUCAGAGAAUUCAUACUGGUGAGAAACCCUUUGAGUGUCAUGAAUGUGGGAAGAAGUUUAGCUGGAGGCCAUCACUUAUUUCACAUCACAGAAUUCAUACUGGAGAGAAACCCUUUGAAUGUAAUGAGUGUGGGAAAAACUUUAGCCAACGGACAUCACUUACUCUUCAUCAAAGAACUCAUAGUGGAGAGAAGCACGUUAAAUAUAAUAACUCUGGGAAAGACUUCAUGCAGAAGGACCAACUUAUUGAACAAGAGAAAACUCAUAUUGGAGAAAAACCCUUUAAGUGUAAUGAAUGUGGAAAAAACUUCAGCCUGAGGUUGUCACUUGUAGCACAUCAGGGAAUUCAUACUGGAAAAAAACCCUUUGAAUGUACUGAGUGCAGGAAAGUCUUCAUGUGGAAGAGUCAGCUGAACAAACAUAAGAGAAUUCACACAGGAAAGAAACCCUUCAAGUGUAAUGAAUGCCAGAAGGCCUUCCAUGACAAAUACCAUCUUACUGUACAUCAGAGAAUACAUACUGGAGAGAAGCCCUUUAAUUGUAAUGAAUGUGGGAGAAACUUUAGUGAGAGAUCAUCACUUAUAAAACAUCAGAGAGUUCAUACUGGAGAGAAACCCUUUGAGUGUAAUGAAUGUGGAAAGAACUUUACUCAGAGAUCAUCACUAACUUCACAUCAAGGGAUUCAUACUGGAGAGAAACCCUUUGAAUGCACUGAAUGUGGGAAAGCCUUCCAUUUCAAAUCGCACUUUAUUGUACAUCAGAGAAUUCAUACUGGAGAGAAACCCUUUGUGUGUAAUGAAUGUGGGAAAAACUUCAGCCAGAAGUCAACAUUAAUUUCUCAUCAAGGGAUUCAUAAUGGAGACAAACCCUUUGAAUGCACUGAAUGUAGGAAAACCUUCUGUUUCAAAUCUCACUUUACUAUACAUCAGAGAAUUCAUACUGGAAAGAAAACCUUUGAGUGUAAUGAAUGUGCGAAAGCCUUCUACAGCAAAUCCCACCUUACUGUACAUCAGAGAAUUCAUACUGGAGAGAAAACCUUUGAAUGUAAUGAAUGUGGGAAAGCCUUCUACAGCAAAUCUCACCUUACUGAACACCAGAGAAUUCAUACUGGAGUGAAACCUUUUGAGUGUAAGGAGUGUGGGAAAAGCUUUCGCCAGAGGUCAUCAUUUAUUUCACACCAGAGAAUUCACACUGGAGAGAAACCCUUUGAAUGUAACGAAUGUGGGAAAAACUUUAGCAGAAGGUCAUCACUUAUUUCACAUCAGAGAAUUCAUACUGGAGAGAAACCCUUUGAGUGUCACGAAUGUGGGAAAAACUUUAGUCGUAAAGCAACACUUAUUUCACAUCAGAGAAUUCAUACUGGAGAGAAACCAUUUGAAUGUCAUGAAUGUGGGAAGAACUUUAGUCAGAGGUCAUCAUUUAUUUCACAUCAGCAAAUUCAUACGAGUUAAACCCUUUGACUGUAAUGACAUUGGGAAAGCCUUCACUUGAAAGAACCAUUUUCUUCAAUAUCAGAGAAUUCAUAGGGAAAAGAAACCCUUUUAAUUCAGAGAAUAUGGGGCAGGGGGACUUCAUUCAGAUAACAUCACAUAGCUUCCAUCAGGCAAUUCACACUGGAAAUAAAUGCUUUGCAUGUAAUAACUUUGAAAAAGCCUUUUAAAAGGACCAACUUCCUGAAUAUAUUUUUAAAAUUCAUAUUAGAAGCCCACUGAGUGUACAGGAUGUAAAAACGAAAUUUCAACCAUAAAUCAUCAUUUAGUGGGCAUGAAAGAAUUCAUAUGGGGGAGAAUUCCUGUUAAUGUAAUUAAGGUAGAAAAGCUUUCCAAUUUAAAAUAAAACUUAGUAAACCUAAGAAAAUUCC